Puccinia triticina is the source of this 1365-nucleotide messenger RNA. RefSeq lists its product as uncharacterized. The coding region runs from base 1 to 1365 and encodes 454 amino acids. The record is from RefSeq and is a predicted model, not a curated record. The transcript is spliced from 4 exons. NCBI's taxonomy places the organism in Eukaryota, Fungi, Basidiomycota, Pucciniomycetes, Pucciniales, Pucciniaceae.
AUGACCGGCACACUCUUCUCAGACGCUCGCGCCGCCAUCGUCUCAACCCACCACUCUCACGAGUACGACCGAACCCGCCAGAACAAAACACACUACAAUCCCCAACCGACCCUUCCUGGGAUUGCUAGUAUUCUCGACUUUGCCGGCCAACAUCGGCCCCAGCCUCCCUCGCUGAGCACUUCACACACCCAUCACAGUUCGGCCCGGCUCCAGUCCUCCGACCCCGUUGCCCAUGCACUGCCGGCCUUCGCUCCCAUCCCACCCUUCCAGCAGGACGUCAAACAGAGCUAUCCCUCGCCCACACCCUACUACGAUCAGGCAAGCCCAUCUUCCAGCCAUCCCCACGACCAUGGCCAUCGCCGUCGAAGCUCAACCAUCACCCUCGCCCACCCCCCACCCCCGCCUCCGCCUUCCAGCAGCCACUCCCCGGCACCCCAUCUCCGCCAUUCAGUCUCCUCCCUCACAUGUCCGCCAGCUCCUAGGAACCCCCGAUCGAGCUGUCCUGAAUCAUCAUCCUCAACCAGCCCCUCACUGUCAUCACCAAGCUCCUCCAACCCUCCCGCCCGCUCGGUUCGGGAUCUCUGUCACCCCUCACACCAACCGGUGGGCAAGGAUGCCUACCACUCAACUCCCGAUCGCCCCUCUAGCUCUUUUCCGCUCAGCAGCUCAACCGGCUCAUCCCUCGGAACUUCCAGCCACCACCACCACACGGGCAGACACAUGACUGAUGAUGUACUCCAACGGCGACAUUCCGAGCGGAUCCCCGGGCCUCGCUCGCAACUCACUCACCACUCUCUCCGACCUCCCAGCCCUCCUCUUCAGCACCAACAGCCGAUAGACGACCAUCGGGCAUACACCACCCAGCCGCGUCGCGAAUCGUACGAAAGUCUGCCCAACAGCCGCAGACAGUCUGCCAACCUGUCCUACGAACCCUCGCCCCAUCAGCAAUCAGUCUCUCCGGACAUCCACCCACUAUCCAAACUCGUCACCGGCCCCUUGAGCAACAGCUCGGUCUCCUCCCUGGGCCCCCAACACCGCUACCAAUGCAUGGAACCCGGCUGCGGCAAAACCUUCUCCCGCCCCAGCAGUCUCAAGAUCCAUAGCUAUAGUCAUACCGGCCAGAAGCCGUUCAAAUGCAUGCGCUGCGACCGCGCAUUCUCCGUCCAGAGUAAUCUCAAGCGCCACCAAAAGGUCCACGAGAAACGCACCAUCGGCGGCCCUGGCGGCAGGCCUGUUUCGAACCAUCUCGGCGCUGGCGCGAUGGGUAUGGUCUACGAACGCGGAACGGGAAGACUGAUCGAAGAGGAAUCCGGCGACGACGACCAUGGAAGCGAACACGGAACCUACGAUCGCAUGGAAGAGUAA